Molecule: messenger RNA, 4760 nt
Organism: Apis mellifera (honey bee)
Lineage: Eukaryota; Metazoa; Arthropoda; Insecta; Hymenoptera; Apidae
Gene: Sdc
Product: syndecan
Exons: 5
Coding region: 184-891 (235 amino acids)
Biological process (GO): cell migration
Cellular component (GO): cell surface; membrane
Source: RefSeq, a predicted model, not a curated record
CCCUCAGUGUCUCGCGGUUCAUCGAUCAGUGUGGUGUGUGUCGCGUUGUUGCUCCGGUGGAUUUUUUGGUGGUUUGUUCCUGCCUAGGACAUACGCGUAUUUUUUUCGUUUGGUUUUCUUGAGUCGACGCCGUGAUUAUUCAGAGGGCUCGUAAACGGGCCCACCGGCAAAUACAAAGGAAAGAUGCAACCGAGGAUAUACUGGAUUCUGAUCAGUACGGCCGUCAUUCUCGCGGGAUGCAACGCCGCUACCGAGAAAGAUCAAAACGAAAAAGACAGGACAGCGGGAGGAAGUUCGACGACGUACAAUUCCUUUCCGGACGAUCUUUAUUUGGACGACCAAGAAUCUUUGGAAGGUUCUGGUCGAGGUGGCAGCGAAGGUCGCGACGAUCUUGAAGCAUCCGGAAGUGGUCUUGGCCCGGACGACGAGGACGGCGACGACGAUCACGACUUUAAUAAUAAUAGGAUAGAACCACCGCCUCAAAGGCCAGCAAAAGUACCAAACUCUGUCGACGAACCAAGUAAAACUAAGGAACAGACUAUCGUUGAGACUGUAAACCGACCCGAAAACGAGGUCGAUGUAAUCGAACCCUUGGAUGUCGAGGACGAGCACUCGGACAACACCGACGAUAUCCACGAAGUAUAUAUCAUGAAUCCGAAACACGAGGACCGCAGCAGCUCUUUCUUUGCUCAGCCAGGUGUAUUGGCAGCGGUAAUUGGUGGCGCAGUAGUUGGCCUGCUUUGCGCAAUAUUAGUGGUGAUGUUCAUCGUAUAUAGGAUGCGCAAAAAGGACGAGGGUUCAUAUGCUUUGGACGAGCCAAGAAGAUCACCAGCGGCGCAGGCAUUCCCUAAACCAGGCGCGCCGCAUCAUAAUCGAGAAUUCUACGCUUGAGGCGACAAAGCUUAUCUGGCUUUGGCACCGCCCAUUUUUAUCCCACGAUACCAUGCCGAGAAAGACGAUGUCCUUCGACCGAAUUAAGCGCCAUCGCCGAUGAUACGACACAUCCGGAAUCUCCCACGAGGGUCUUACGAAACACCUCGUUCAUUGACCACAGCGAGAUUUCCUUCACGUCGGGGAAAAGCGUCAUAGUGAUCUCUUUCUGAACUUUCGAUCGGAGAAUAUUCCAAAUUCUUCUAAAUUUCCAUUUCAUCUGAACGCUUCUUGAAUCCCUCCAAUUUAUUCGCUUUGAUAAUAUUCGCUUUUGUAUCAUACAAUAAUUAUUGCUUUUAAAUUGAUCACUUCCUGAGGUGGAACCUCCCUUAAGUAUAUAGCACUCUAUUUUUCUACUCGUAUAUCGUUACGAGUAGUAUUCUGAGUUAAGCAUCGGUCCACCUCCGAGAGUAGAAUAUUGAUUUUUCUCUCGGUUUUAAAUUAACUUAUUUCAUUAUUAUCCGUUAUUAAUUCAUUUAUUCGAUUCUCGGAUACUUUAUCUUUUUUCCCCCAUAAUUAUCAUGGGCUGAUCGUACAAGAAAGAGAACGAUGAUGAUUGUCCCAUUGCAAUUAUUCGUCGGCAAGGUUGCGCCAAUUCCAUAUGCAUUUACACAAUGUGUAUUUCGAAGCGUAUACGUAUCCAAGCAUACGUAUAUGCCUCCCUGUACAGGACUGAGAGCGUGAAAAUUCGUGGGCGAUAAACGCUGUUGGUAUGUCGUUAAUCAUUCUGGCCCGGUGGAAGGAGGGAAAGAAAGAAGGAUCGUUCUGCCACCAUGAUUUCUCUUCGACGCCAAUCCUGUGAACUAUAGCCUCGUUUAUCAACGUUUCCUCUGCUGCUCCCUCCUUUUUUUCUACGUUUUUCAUCUACUUUUACUUUGUUUUGUAUUUAACGAUCGCUUCCUAGAUUUACAAAGAUAUUUUUUAACAGUAUGACUGCACAGGGUCUUUAGUCUACUGGCGUUUUUCUCUUUUUUAAGCCCAGUUUUAUAGAACAUUCAUUACAAUUAGUAGAAGAAAAGUAAGGCAUUUUAAGAACAAGAAAUUGUCUUUUUUUAAGUUUUGUUUUUCUUUUAGAAAAAAAAAUUUGUAACUUAUUUUAAUUAUUAGAUUAGAAAUUAAAUGAAUACAAUUAUAUAAUACAUUAGAAACAUUAAAAAUUAAAAAAUAAUAUAUUUGCUUGAUGACUAAAAAACAAUGACUAUGGGAAAAUUAUAGAUAAAUAUAUUAAAAAGUAAUUUAAGAUUUUUAUUUUUCUUUUAUUAAUAAUUUUAUAAGUUAUUAAUGUAGAUACGACUUAGGAUAAUUAAAUAUAUAAUCCAGUAAAAAAAAUCAAUGAUUACAACGCGUUUGCAUAUUGGUAAAAGCAAAUAGCGCGAUUAUUAAUGAUUCAUUAAAAAAUGUUUUUAGGAAAAAUUUUAAAAAUGUUAAAUCAGUUAAUUUAAAUUAAAUAUAUAUUUGAAUAUUCAUAUCUGAAAUUGUAUUAAUUAUAAAGUUUAUCUAAUCUUACAUAUCGUACUUUAAAUCGCAUUAAUCAUAAAAUUUAUCUCCAAAUCUUAUAUAUUUAAUCAUAUCAAAUUGAUUUACAUCAAUUUAAUUUUCUUUCUAUUUUAAAUACACAUUUCAUUGAAUGAUAAAUGGCACAAAUAAUCGCGAUGUUUCUUCAAUAAGAUAUUCUUUUAUAUUAAAAAAUUAUUUAUUUAACGAGAUGAAACUUAUAUAUCUUUCAUCAAUAAUUAGAUUUAAUAUUUCGUAGUUUUAUAUAUCUAAUUUUAAUUUGCAUCUUAUUUUCUAAUCUUAAUUUUUGAGAUUUUUCUUUAUUUAUUUAAUCGAAUGUGUAGAUUAUUUAAAUUAAUUCUUAUUGAUCCACUUCCACGAAUUCUUCAAAAACAACUGCGUUUGCAAUAAGCGAACAAUUCUCAUCAAACAUGGUUGAAUCAAUUGCCAUUUUAUAUGAUAAAAAUCUCAGUGUGCCAUUUUAAAUAUCUUAAGCGACGUUUUCUGCAACCGAUGAUUUGAUCUUCGUCAAAAUAAUAAAAUAAACGACAUUUGUUGCAAGAAGAGAUUCGCCAUUUUAUUUAAAGAAAAAAAAAAAAAAAAAAAAAAAACAGAGCGUAACGUAAUCCUCGUUGUUUCCUUCUUCCACCGUAAGAAAGCUAAGAAACAUUUUGUAUCUUAAAGAGAAAAGCUGGUCGAGAGAGAUUCUAUUUGCCAUGGAUAAAACAAUAUCCUGCGUAUACGCGAGGACAUUACUCCUUCCGAUCUUAAAAGAAACAUACGUGCGUAUAUAAAUUUAUAUACAGAUGACUUUCAUCUCUGACUAUAAGAGAUAUGCGUAUGCCAUAUUAAAAAAAUUAAUGAAAAAGAAGAUAAUAUAAAAAAAAAAAAAAAAAAAUGCAUACACAGACACACAUUCAAGUGUAUAUCUAUUUGUUCUAAGAUUUUAAUCCGCGGUAUUUAUCUUACGGUCGAUCAGUAUCGCGCGAAAUACGUUGUAAUAAUUUAUUAACUUUUCCACGUAGGACCAAGCGAUUCCCUUUUCUUCUAUCUCCUCUUCUAUCUGUCCUUCUAUAUAUCCUUUCUUUUAAUUUUCCAUUAAUCUUCAGGUGAUCCUGUGGAUCGUUUCCCUCUCCUCAAUUAUUUGAGAUAUUUUCGGCGUCUCGUUCGCCUCUUUCCAGGUAGAACGUAAUUAAUAUUUUAAUUGUCAAACUAUGACAAUAAAAAUGAUUUCUUAUACAUGAUUUGUUAAAAAAAUUAUCAAUUAUUAUUUGGGAAAAGUACAUUUGAUUAUGCUACUGAUCGAGUAUGAAUCAAUAUCAUUGUAAUAUUUAAAUUUUUAUUAUUAUUAUUAUUAUAUUGUUCGUUUUUCUACGCAAAACAAUUUUCGUUCCGUUAUAGUAAAUAUGAACAGGCUAUGUCAAAUUUAUUAUUAUUAUUAUUAUUGAAACAUAGCAAACAUAAAUUCAAUUUUUAAUCCCGCCAUGAAUAUGUUAUUCUAUCAUGUUUCCUCAAUUUCAAUACGAUCCGUAGUAUAUAGUACUAUCUUUUAAUAUCCUUUUUAGAUCACAAUAUUAUUUAACGUUAUUGAAGAAUAAAUGUGAAUAUUGAAUAAUUUGCAUUUCACAAUAUAAUUUUAUAUAUACGAUGUUAUACUUUUUAUAAUAUCUUAUAUAUAAUAUUAUAUUAUUAUUAUUAUAUCCUGUGCAAUAAUAAUAUGAAUUUUAUGUAUACGAAUUGUUGCAUUUAUUAUCGCCUGAAUCGACCAAUAUAUAUAUAUAUAUGAUAAAGCAACAUCAUUUAAAAUAUAAACAGAUUUAACACGAAAUAUUAUUGUUUAUAAUAAAAAAAAAAACAAUGGACGGAUAAAUUUCUAUUUUCUCGUGUAAAUAAAUAAAAUUAUUAGGAUCCUAUUUUUUAAUGUACAAUUUUAUUUAAACAAUAAGAUUAUCAUAAAUCUGUGUUCUACCUGUGUAGGAGGAACACGAGCGCCAUUUUUAUAAAGUCCGAUGUAUCGGGGUAAACUAAAAUAUAUCAUGUCGAUACUGCCAUGUAUUUAAAUAUAUAAGAAACACCAAUUGCCUAGAAGAACUGUCAUAAUAUUCUUUUCUCAUUUGAUUUAAGUGCUUUUUUUUAUUAACGCUUCUAUUAACACUUUUUCCCCAGUUUUUUAAAAUAAUCAACAUAAUUUAUCUUUAUUUUAAUUUCACUUAAACGAUCAUUGAACGUUACGGGCAAAGCGUUUAAAUUUAAUCGACGUAUCACAAUCGAUGUUGCAUAAGACAAUUUUCUUUUAAUUAUAUUAACUUGUAAAAAAAAAAAAAAAUAUAUAUAAA